CUUCACUCCUCCUCCUCCGCCAAUCUCUGCAACUGCGAUCGCCACCGUCAGUCUCUCCCUCCUCCUCCGUCUCACAAAGCAAUGCCGCCAUCGAAACCCCCGCAGCUCAGUACCCUCCUCCUUUUUCGCUGCCUGUCUUCUUCUCCUUCUCAUUCCUCCCGCGCUCAAUGCCGCCUCCUCCUCCUCCACUCGCCUCCCUCAUUUCCUCCGCGCGUCUCGCCGACAUACUUUCCCCGGUUCCCUCACUUCUCUGGUUUCUCGUUGCGCCGGGAAUUUUCAUCUGCCGCGGACACUGUCGAUCGAAGCGGAGAUCGUGAUCGGGAUCGCGAUGUGGUCGCUCAGUCUAUCUCCGCGGAGCUCGCGGAGGAGGCGGAUCCGGACGCGCUCUCCGUUGUCCAGCGUCUCGCUCUCAACUCCUCUCACGUGACGCCGGACCCUGGCCUGGUCCUCUCGACGCUUAAUCUGUCUGCGGACGCCGGCCGUACUGUGCUGGGGUUUUACCAGUGGCUGGCUCAAAACCCUGAUUUUACUCAUACGGAUGAGACGCUGUCGAUGUUUGUGGAUUACUUUGGGCGACGCAAGGAUUUCAAGGCAAUUGACGAGAUAUUGAGCGAUGCCAAGGAUGUAGCAAGUUCUAAAACCCUGGAAUCUGUUAUUGAUAGGUUGGUUCGGGCAGGGCGGCCUGUUCAAGCAGUCGGGUUCUUUGAGAGGAUGGAGAGGGAUUAUGGGCUCAAACGCAACAAGGAAUCGAUGGAAAUGGUAGUGGAGAAGCUGUGUGAAAAGGGUUAUGCGAAUUGUGCCGAGAAGAUGGUUAAGAACUUGGCUCAUGAAUUUUUCCCAGACGAGCAUUUUUGUGAUUUGCUGAUUAAGGGGUGGUGCGUCGACGGGAAGUUGGAGGAGGCCAAUAGACUGGCAAGAGAGAUGUACAGGGGAGGCUUUGAGAUUGGUACAAGGGGUUAUAAUGCUCUUCUCGAUUGCGUUUGUAAGCUUUGUCGUAAAAAGGACCCAUUUCGGCUAAGUUCUGAGGCAGAACACAUUUUGGUUGAUAUGGAUUAUUAUGGGGUUCCCAGAAAUGUCGAGACUUUCAAUGUGUUGAUUGGGAAUCUGUGUAAAAUUAGGAAAACUGAGGAUGCGAUGAAGUUGUUUCAUAGAAUGGGAGAAUGGGGCUGCUGUCCCAACGAAGAAACGUUCCUUGUGUUAACCAAGAGCUUGUAUCAGGCAGCAAGAGUGGGAGAAGGAGAUGAGAUGAUUGAUAGGAUGAAAUCUGCAGGGUACGCCUUGGAUAAGAAGGCAUACUAUGACUUUUUGAAGAUUUUAUGUGGGAUUGAGAGGAUUGAUCAUGCUUUGAGUGUUUUUAAAAAGAUGAAGUCCGAUGGCUGUGAGCCAAGUAUUAAGACAUAUGACUUAUUGAUGGGAAAAUUGUGUGCCCAUAAUCGUCUUGACAAAGCUAAUGCACUCUACAACGAAGCAUUGAGAAGAGGAGUGCCUGUGGAACCUAAGGCCUAUAGGUUAGAUCCCAGAUACAUGAAGAUAACCAAGGCCGAGAAGAAAGAGAAAAAGCGAGAGACGUUGCCUGAGAAAAUGGCUAGAAAAAGGAGACGCCUUAAGCAGAUUCGUCUAAGUUUCGUUAAGAAGCCGAAACGAAUGAUGCGAGGAUACUGAUCCACUUGAAGCCUUGUACCCUGCAUAAUUGGAUUGAAGUGUGGCAAGGCAACUUGAGGUUCUUUCUUGUACUUCACAUGUAUCUGGAGUCAUGUUCAAAGAUUUUGCGCCGCCUUGGUGUUGAGCAGGGGAAGGAUCGAAAAUGUACUUGCUAUAGGGUUCUUCAGGUUUGGUAGUAAUGGUUUGCUGGAUCAUGUCGAUUUUCUGUUUGAAUUUACAAAUGGCAACAGUGGAAAGAGCCAGAGUAGUUUUAUCUCUGCCAAUUUUGCUUCUGGAUCUUCCUUCCCGUUAGCGAAUUCACUUUCCUAGGUUUCUAUUUCUUUAUAUGCAAUGGAUGUCAGAUAAAUCUGCUGUUCACUAAACAAAUGCCAGAUUUUUCUCAAUGGGAACGCGGGCUUAUACUGAACAGAGAACAGUAUCGCAUAUAACGGAACUCGUCUUUCUCUACUUGUAACCUAUGUUUGGCUUGAGGAUUCUCUGAUCCUUGCGAGUGAUGAUCUAAUAUUGCUCUCCUGGGAUUGAGAAUGCAUUUUU
Rhodamnia argentea is the source of this 2196-nucleotide messenger RNA. Its product is annotated as pentatricopeptide repeat-containing protein PNM1, mitochondrial. The coding region runs from base 82 to 1662 and encodes 526 amino acids. Lineage: Eukaryota; Viridiplantae; Streptophyta; Magnoliopsida; Myrtales; Myrtaceae. The record is from RefSeq and is a predicted model, not a curated record. The transcript has a single exon. Gene Ontology annotation, molecular function: protein binding.